UAUUGAACAGCCCUACGUGUAAGGCUGGCUUUGAAAGUUUUUGGAUGCAGAUACAUGUGCCUAGAUAUUGAUGAUCUUGAUGUGUUGUCUUUUGUCUUGCCAGAUACUAACCUUGCUAGUCUCUUCUCUCAAUAUAACUUUAGAGAAAUAUUAACCUUAAGGUCAGUGAAGCUACGAAAACUCGAGAAAAGAAACAAUGGCGGAAAUAGAAACGGAAAUCGAUAUCCCAGAAUAUUUAAGGUUACUCAAGGAUCCGGAGACGAGAAUCCUGGAUGCGAAUAAUGCUGGUAUGAUUCCAUCAUUCACACUAUUUCACUUCUAUUUCUGAGCAUAGAUUCGAGAGCACUUGCCUACUUCAGCUGGCUUUUUAAUCGUCCCCUCCUUGAAUAUGCACAAUUAAACUACUAAACUACUAACUAAUACCCCAUAUCCUAGUCGUAACAACCCUUCACAUAACCAAGUUCCAUAUCAUCAUCGCGCUUGAUUCGGGUAUCUUACAUAUUCUCAAGCAUGAAAAUGGUAGGGAUAUCGGAGGGGAAAUCGUAGUAAAGGCAUGUGAGAUGGGAAUUUGGUGUGUGGAUUCUUGGGAGGGAGAGGAGAAUGAGGAGUGGAUUGUUGUGGGUGGAACGGGGAAUGAGGAUAAUUUGAAGGUGUGUAUGUGGGAUGGGAAUGGGAGACUGUGAGUAUUUCUUUUUCUCUAUUUUGGUAUGCGGAGUGUGGAAGCUGAACCCGCGGUGGGGGAAAGGGAUUUCGAGGAUUUUCUUUAUUGGUUUUCUCAAUGUGGGAAUGGUGCGAGGUUAAUUUGGACACUGAGGGGGUAAUAAUGUGUUUGACCUCUGGUUUUCGGUACCCCCGGAUUCUUGUCGCAGAAUACAGAAUGCUAUGGCUGAUUCACCUGUAAACAAGUGUUCGGAUCACAGUUAUGAGUCUUCAAUGCCGCCCACUGUAUUUUCUGACUCUACGAACAUCAAUACUGGUUGUUGUAUUGAUCGUGGGUGUUUGGUGUUGGUGCGGGAGGCACAGAUUUCACAAACAUUUCGUGGUAUUACUUGUUUAAAGCAUCUUUUGUUCAGAUGAAGGGCUAGUAACUUCGAAAAGGUUUCAAACCUUCUCCAGAAAUCAAAACGUUCCUAUAAAGGAUUUUCUUACUACAAUGGUUUCGAAUCAAGUCUAGAUCAUUCAGAUCAAACAGAAUCCAACAACAUUCUGAUGGAAUACGAAACUUAAAAUACUUCUUAUUGGUGUUUAUGCCCAUCACAAUUUUGACUGUGGUCCAUUAAAGCUUUUCUGUGGUUUAGUAGCGAGCUUUUAGAGGACUCCACCCUCAAAGGAUCAGGAUGUGGCUGCAAUGCAGAUUAAGAUAGGAUGAGCAUAAACAGAAGCCAUCUUAACUUCUCUGUCACCUUCAUAUUUGUUAACCUCCAAUUAAGCAUUUAAGGCAGCCUUCAUCCUUUCCCUGAAAGAAACAACCGGCUGUGGGUCUCGACGAUGAAAUUUUCGCAAACUUCUCUUUAUAUUGCCUUGUUCGGACCUUGUCUUACCUGGAAGGAUUCCAGUGGAUCCAUUGGAAAUCAACACCUCACAUUUUACUAUGAUACAAGUCUCAUUUCCUAGUCCAUAGUGAAAAAAUAAUAUGAAAAUAUCAUUGCAGAGCAUAAAGAGACUCUGUAACAAACUCAUAGUUAUGUUCAUAUCUCCCGGGCUUUUUUACUGUUUCGUGUAACAUGGUACACGGAGGAUUAUUUAGCUUAGUAGACUGCUGCGAGGAAGGAUUUUAACUGGCGAGGCUCAUUGCUACUUCUCAAUCUCGUAAAAUUAGAUGUUCUCGAAGGAUGAAUCGAGGCUGACGAUAGCUUUUUCUUUCUAUCGCGUAGAGUCGAAAAAUUAAAACUUCAAGGUCAUAAAUCAACAGUGAGAGUUGUCAAAGCUCCAUCAGCUACUACGGUCAUAUCCGCAUCCCGCGAUGCAACGAUUAGGAUUUGGAAUAUCCAAAAUGGAAUAUGUGAGGCUGUCCUGGAAGGUCAUACCAAGACAAUCAGAUGUCUGGAUGUGCAUGAGAAAAUUGCUGUAUCAGGCAGUUAUGAUAGUGAAGCCAGGGUAUGGGAUUUGAAAAAGAGGGUGUGCUUGCAUGUGAUGAAAGGUCAUGAGAGUAAGAUCUACGCGAUUGCGACUAAUGGAGUGAAAGUUUUCACGGGAGGUAUGGAUAAAUCGGUGAGAGUAUGGGAUGUGAUUACUGGGUAUGUCGUCUACCUUCGCGUGCAUUACCUCGUUAGGCAGUUCUGACCAUUGUUUUGUCAGAGAAUGUCAAGCUAUCCUUGAAGGCUUUACAUCCCUUGUAGGAUUGUUGGAAUUACUUCCGUCAAGUCUUUUGACGGCAGAUGCAAGCGGGGUCAUUCGUCUAUUCGCCAAUCAGGACUGCAAAGAGAUAUGGAAGGUCGAGGCACAUCAAAAUGCGGUCAUAUCUAUGCAUUGUCAUGGUUCUAAGUUUGCUACUGGAGGCUCGGAUGGUAAAGUUAGAGUAUGGGAUUUGGAUAAUGGAAAGCUAUUGCAGGAGUUAAUAACCAGUAAUGCGGUAUGGUACGUAAAAUGGAUUGGAAAUAGUCUUGUAACACUAUUUUCAAACGAUAUCGACAAUACAAUGGAGGUCAUUAUGAAGGUCAGUGUAACGGAGACGAGGGGGCUUUAAAUGAAGACAUCGACUGACUUUCAACUUGCACAGAUUUGGACUGUGCCUUCGUAAUUCUGUCGAGUAAGAUUUUGUUCAUUGCAUGUCGGCGGUAUUCAAGCUGCAGAUAUCCCAGAAUAGCGUCAAAACGAGGCAUACCGGAAAUCUUCGAGAAUUUGAAUGUAGCCAGAAAAACCCAUGAACCAGGGAAAAUUUUGAUUGUUGGUUCCCCACAAUAGGCAACCGUAAAACCGUACUGUUGUGGGUAUUGAUGCUCGGAUAUCCCCCCAGAAGAGUUGACUUGUACUGUUAAUAUUCUAGUUACAUUCCUCCUACUGAUUCAAAUCGUAAAUUUUCAUCCGCAAUAUGCUCCAUCGC
Sclerotinia trifoliorum is the source of this 3043-nucleotide messenger RNA. The record is from the annotation of a GenBank genome assembly. Lineage: Eukaryota; Fungi; Ascomycota; Leotiomycetes; Helotiales; Sclerotiniaceae.